This is a messenger RNA of Arxiozyma heterogenica, 1071 nucleotides long. RefSeq names its product osmosensor SHO1 (gene SHO1). The record is from RefSeq and is a predicted model, not a curated record. Gene Ontology annotation, biological process: regulation of actin filament polymerization. The transcript has a single exon. Lineage: Eukaryota; Fungi; Ascomycota; Saccharomycetes; Saccharomycetales; Saccharomycetaceae. Gene Ontology annotation, molecular function: protein binding. Bases 1 to 1071 code for a protein of 356 amino acids.
AUGGAUCUACCAAAAAGACCUAUCAGAACAAGAGCAGGGUUCAAUCAUAUGUUUGAUAUAAAAAAUCUCUUGGGGGAUCCAUUUGCUUUGGCCACAUUAUCAAUUGCGUUUAUAUCAUGGAUUAUUACCCUUGCUGGGUCAGCUGCUUCUGCUUCCAAUAAUGAAACGUUUCCUCGAUUCACGUGGUGGGGGAUAGCAUUUCAAUUCGUUAUCAUAGUUGCUUUAAUUUUAUUUUAUGCAUUUGAUCUUAUAGACUAUUACAGAUCUUUCCUUGUUGGAUGCAUUUCUAUUUGUUUUGUUUAUAAUACAAACAGUGCUACAAAUUUGAUAUAUGGCCUCGGUUCUAGAAAAGCUGCAGCCUCUGCGGGGGUCAUAUUAUUAUCUAUUGUCAAUUUCAUCUGGAUAUUUUAUUUUGGUGGUGACAAUGCAUCUCCAGUCAACAGAUGGAUAGAUAGUUUCAGUUUGAACGGUAUCAAACCGUCACCUUUAGAACAUUCGAAACUUAGAGCACGUCGUAGAUCAAGUAGAAUGGCAACACAUAAUCUAGAAAAUAAUAACAUGCAUGACUAUAACAAUCGUAAUACGAGAUUUGCAAGCACAACGAGUUAUCAAAACUACAAUAACAGUAAUUCAACUGAAAAUGUGCCACAACAUAGUUAUAUGUCUUCUAAUGCAUUGGCUGGAUUUGAAAACACUGAGCCUGGAUACACCCAUCAAACAGAUUAUAAGAAGGAUAUUGACACUACUACAAAUAUAAGUAAUAUACAUAAGAACCAUAAUAGUGGUCUUGGUGAUACAUUUAUGUCUAGUACGAAUGGCGACACUAUGAUGACAGGUACAGUAGGAUUAUACAGUGAACUAGGUGAAGAAGAUAGUUUCCCAUACAUGGCCCGAGCAUUAUUUUCCUAUGAGGCAGACCCCAACGACCAAUAUGAAAUAUCGUUUAACCAAGGUGAAAUCUUAAAAGUAACAGAUAUAGAAGGUAGAUGGUGGAAGGCUAGAAGAGCAGAUGGCACCAUUGGCAUUAUACCAAGUAAUUAUGUUGAAUUAAUUGAUGCUGCUGAUAAGUGA